AUGGACAGGAAGGACCCUGUGGAAUUUUCUUCUUACAUUCAUUUUGAAGCCACUGGUGACUCUGAAGUUGAUUGUGAUCCCAAAAUGGAUGGAUAUGCUUGUGAAAUAGCCAGAGUUGGUGGUGAUGAUGUUGAUGAUGAUGAUGCUCUAUCUUGCAGCUAUGAUGUAUCUGAUACUUGUAAUGCUGCUGAGCUCAAUGGUUAUGAGUCUUGUGGUGAUGAUGAUGAUGAUGAGAAGAAACAGGAUGAGGAGAAAGAUAAGGUUUAUGGAACAUCAUAUUGUGAAGAUGAUGAGAUGCAAGAAGAACACAAGGAAUCCUCAGUGUCAUUUGAUUCAGGUCAAGAGUUGGUGGAUGAGAUUGAAAAGAACAGGCUCUUCUGGCAAGCUUGUUUGGCAUCUUAG
Messenger RNA from Gastrolobium bilobum, 402 nucleotides. RefSeq lists its product as uncharacterized. Lineage: Eukaryota; Viridiplantae; Streptophyta; Magnoliopsida; Fabales; Fabaceae. Bases 1 to 402 code for a protein of 133 amino acids. The transcript has a single exon. The record is from RefSeq and is a predicted model, not a curated record.